AUGGCCCCACCCCGGCUCCUCGACCUCCUUGUGGUCUUCCUCGCCACGGGGAUCCACGCUUACAACGCGGACAGAAACACCGUAUACCCUCCCCAAUGCCAGGCCUCAUCCGCUAAUGGGAAUGGAAGCGUUCGCUAUCCUAACACCCUCACCGCCACCGCCAACGGUACCGUCGCCAUCCUCCCCAUGGCCCUUCGCGACAUCGAAGCGCGCUUCAACCUCCCCGUACUGACCCGCGCCAUCCACGACCUCCUCCCCGACUUCCCCGCCGACCAAUACCCCGCCAUCGUGAACAUCCAGGAAUUAUCCUGGUUCCAGGGCAAGUUCUGGGGCCUCGUCGACGUGAACAUCGAUGGCUCUGCACUGCGGUUCGAGGACGGAAAGCUCAUCUCCAUUGAGUUCCCCUUCCUGGAUCACCUCCACGAUGGGCACACCUCCUUCCGCAAGAAAUCCGCCCUCCUCGUCUCCCCCAGCCAGCGCUGGACCCUCCUCGGCCCAUGGAACGACGACCUCCGCAUCCUCGAGACGGACUUCGACCCCUCGUGUGGCGCCUACGCCGACAUAGACGGGGCCUUCCACGUCGACGCCCCAGCGCAACCCCUCUUCCGCUUCCCGCCACCUGGUUCCCCGAUGGUCCGAUCCAUGUUCGAAUCCGUGUUCCGAGAAUCCCUCCCGAGCGAGGCCGUCCCGAUCGGAUUCCGCCCGUUCGCCGACGACCUGCUGCGGUUCGUCACGAACGUCACGAACCAGCCGGAGUUCGGGCCCACGGGGGAAUGCGACAUCUCGAAGCAUCUUUACACGACGCCGCUGUCGGCGAUGGGGCCCGGGGGGCUGCGGAUCAUGCGGGGGAAUGUGUCAGCGGGGGCGCAGAUGGUGUGCGAGGACAAGGAGCCAGAGUGCGCGCUGGGGGGAGGGGGAUUGUUUGACGGGAUUGCCUGUGUUGCGGGUAAUAAAUAUGAUGACAAGACGCCUGAUUGCAAGGGCUUGAGGGGGUGGGAGGAUGUAUAUGGGUUGCAGGGAGCGCACCUCUUCGUUGAGUAUGCGCCUGUUCCGUGCAAGGAGUUGCAGGGCUAUCCAGAGACUGGGAUCUGGGGAGACUCCGACGCUGAAGGGACUGAUAAUUCAGAUGCAGAUUAAGCAUAUUGAGCCCCACGCUCGAUGAGUCGAGGCAUAUGUCUACGCCUCAGGGUGGAUGGGCACGAAUUCAAGUGCCUACGAUUGGUUGAUGUCGGCACUACUCGUCAUGCGAGGGCGUGGAUAAGAAUAACGAAUAAGAAUAAAUCCACC
This is a messenger RNA of Eremomyces bilateralis CBS 781.70, 1287 nucleotides long. RefSeq lists its product as uncharacterized. Bases 1 to 1137 code for a protein of 378 amino acids. NCBI's taxonomy places the organism in Eukaryota, Fungi, Ascomycota, Dothideomycetes, Eremomycetales, Eremomycetaceae. The record is from RefSeq and is a predicted model, not a curated record. The transcript is spliced from 2 exons.